Molecule: messenger RNA, 2818 nt
Organism: Procambarus clarkii (red swamp crayfish)
Lineage: Eukaryota; Metazoa; Arthropoda; Malacostraca; Decapoda; Cambaridae
Source: RefSeq, a predicted model, not a curated record
ACGUUCCCUCCAGCAUUCAUACGCUCGUAGGUCGACAAGAUGGCUCUACACUUCACAUUCAAUUCAUAAUUGAAAUUCAAAGUUUACCAUUCCACACCUUAUGAUGUAUUAAUAAUCAAUAAAUAUUUAUCGCUAUAAUUUGUUUAUAUGCCUAUACACUGUUUUUCAUUCUGAAAUAUUAAAUCAAAGCAAAUAUGAAUGCUGAGUUUAACAAUCACAACAAAGGGGGCUGGUUCUAUGCCUUCUCCCUAAAGACUAUAACGCUACUGAUAUCUACUGAGUCUAGUUGGUAACAGAAACUAUCAAGUUUCAAUACCACGUAUGUGUAAGAAACUACCAGCCCAGUACCACGUAGUUGUAAUAAUCUACCAGCCCAGUACCAUGUAGAUCACGUCUCUCCACACUUCGAAGCCUUUAGUGACCAAAAGACUUGAAAACAACAGCUGCAUUGCCAACGCUAAUUGUCAUAAAACUUGGGUGCGCAGCGCAGGGGGUUAAGAACCCAUAAGGGGCUGUAUCCAGGUCGUUAAAUGCGGAGCUCUGCUAAAUCUGAAGUUGUUGAAGUCGGUAAUAUUUCAAGUAACAUUCACGUAAGCAUCACAGAGAUCCAGUGCUGCCACACUCCAGAAAAUCAACAUCAGUUCUUCGUGGGCUAGAAGUAAAGUGCUCUAUACUAAUUGUCAUGGACUGUUAAGCUGCAUAAAUAUCAGCCUUGCCACAACUUCUUUUACAGUCCUCAAACUAAAGCUGCAAUUGGGUGCAACUUAGUAAAGCUACCAGUGCUCUGAUAUUUUCAAUAUUUUUGCAAAAGUAAGCUGUAGGAAAAUAGAUUUGAGUUCAUGUAAAAAUAAUUGUUUUUUUGUAUUAUCAGUGUUCAAAACAUUUACAAGUUUUGUCUGAGUAGAGAACAUUUUACACAUAAAUAUAAAAGGUAUAACAAAUACUGUAAAUAACGUAGUAAGAUUUUAAUUCUUGUAGGAAACGGUCAUAUCUUUAUUACGAGAGUCUGAAUGCUUUUUUUUAAUAUAAUAGUAAAUAUUUAAAACACCCAUAGAGUAUAGAAACCAUAUCAGUAUUCAGUGUAUCUUAAGAGGUUCUUUUCUAAAGUUAUAUCUAGUUCAGCAUGAGAUUUCAUACAGGUGAGAAAUCAUUUCAGUGUUCAAUGUGUCUGAAAAAAUUUAAAAACAGAUCAAAUUUAGGAAAACAUAUGAGAGUUCAUACAGGUGAGAAACCAUAUCAGUGUUCAGUAUGUCAAAAAGACUUUGCUCAACAGUCACAUCUUGCACAGCAUACAAGAACGCAUACAAAAGAGAAACCUUAUGAAUGUUCAGUGUGUCUUAAAGACUUCCAACGUAAAUCGGUUAUGUUACGGCAUAUGCAAAUUCAUACAGGAAAGGAACCAUAUCAGUGCUCACUGUGUCUGAAAGACUUUUCUGACAGAUCAAAUUUAGUGCAACAUAUGAGAAUUCAUACAGGAGAGAAGCCAUAUCAGUGUACAGUGUGCAUAAAAGAUUUUUCUGAAAGGCGAAGUUUAAUAAACCAUAUGAGAGUUCAUAAAGGAGAGAAUCCAUAUCAGUGUGCAGUGUGUCUGAAGGAUCUUUCAGAUCAAACAAGUCUCAUAAAACAUAUGCAAAUUCAUACUGGGGAGAAACCAUUUCAGUGCUCAGUGUGUCUAAAGGGCUUUUCACAAAAGCCACACCUAAUACAGCAUAUGAGAGUUCAUACAGGAGAGAAACCAUUUCAGUGUUUGGAGUGUCUAAAAAACUUUUCAGAUAAAUCCAGUCUUGUUCACCAUACUAGAAUUCACACAGGAGAGAAACCUUUUCAGUGUUCAGUGUGUAUAAAAAGCUUUUCUCAAAAGUCACAUCUUAUAAAACAUAUGAGAGUUCAUACAGGAGAGAAACCAUUUCAGUGCCUAAUGUGUCAACAAAAUUUUUCAGUUAAAUCAACUUUAGUAAAACACAUGAGAAUUCAUACAGGAGAGAAACCAUAUCAGUGCUCAGAGUGUCUAAAAGCCUUUUCUCGAAAGGCAAAUCUAAUUGAACAUAUGAGACUUCAUACAGGAGAGAAACCCUAUCAGUGUUCAGUGUGUCCUAAAGGCUUUUCAAGGAAACCAGGUCUAGUAAAGCAUAUGAGAGUUCACACAGGAGAGAAACCUUAUCAGUGUUUAAUAUGUCUAAAAGAAUUUUCAGAUAAAUCAACUCUAGUAAAACACAAUAGAGUUCAUACAGGUGAGAAACCAUAUCACUGUCCAGUGUGUUUAAAAGACUUCCCAUUCAAAUCAGCUCUGGUAAAACAUAGGAGAGUUCAUACAGGUGAGAAGCCAUGCCAGUGCUUAGUGUGUCUAAAAUUCUUUGCACAUAAGACUAGUUUAGACCAACAUAUGAAAUUACAUACAGAAGAAAAAUCAUUAUCAGUAUUCAGAAUGUUUAAAAAGAAUUCAUACAUAGGAGAAACCAUUUUCAAUGUUCAAAAUGUUUGAGACUUUAGAUAUGUAAAGUGCAAAAUAGUAAUGGGCAUUAUAUGCAAUAGUGUCAAGAACAUAGGCUGUUGAAUAAUACAAAAAGAUGGAUAUUGCGUAUGCAUCUUCCACCCUUCAGUAAAAAUUUGUAUUUGCCAAAAGGAAGUUUGUAGUUCUGCUUAUGGCCUUAGUACUUGUAGUGAUAGCACAGAUGCCUGAGUCAGAUGUAACUUGUGGGAAAGUUACUUGAAUCGAUAAUUGCAAAUACAAUUCGUUUUCAUCUUGAAAAACAUAAAUUAAUAAAUGAGUUGCAACAUGGUUUUACAAAUGGCCAUUCAUGUUUAACAAAUUUGCUAU